CCCCCCCUCUAACCAGGAAGUAAAAUAGCUCCUGUCUUUUCACCCAGCGUUCGCUAGUCCUAAAUGUUUAGCGCGUUGCAAAGUGCGUCAAAAUGACCGAGGUAGUGAACGGUUCGGACUUCGGGGGAAUUACGGUGCAUGAUUUCUCCGAGAAGAUCCUGGAGCAGGUCGUCCACUUCCACGUGAUGAAGUUGGAUGGCGGCUUCUUUCUGUGGGUCGGUUCGGCUCCGGUUCUGUCCAACCUGGCGGUUUCCAUGAGCAGCAAAUACGAUUUAAUGCCAUUAUCUACAUUGGUGAUGGGGGAUCCGUCCAAUACUGCUGCAAACUCUUUGGCACAGAGGCUAGCAAAGAAGACCAAAAAGCAAGUAUUUGUGAGUUACAGUCUUCCGAUGACGGAUUCCAGCCUGAGUUUGUUGGUGGAAAACCGGAUCAAAAAGGAGCUGGAGCUUCACCCUGAGAACUUCUGAAGCACAUCGCUCUUUUGGACAUUUACGUACAUAACAUCACAUCAGCGCCUGCUUCUUUUUUCUUUUUUUUACUCUGCUGGAACCAAAACUUCCCAACAUGCGCGCACACAAGAAAAAGCCACACACAAGCAGUCACAUCCACUGUUCUUUUAUUGACAUAAUAAAUUAAGUGGUUUAUUAUCAAAACACGUAGGCCUAUGGCUUUCUGUACAAAUGCAUCUUAUUAAAAAAAUAACACUUAGAAAACAGCAUUGGGGGCUGUGUAAUUUUUUUUGUGUGUAUUUUUUGUUGAUUUACCUGUUAAACAUACAAACCAAUAAGCAGUACAACACUAAUGGGGUUUGAAUCAUUGGUUGGAUUAGUUGGCUGGUUCCUCUAGUCGAUGUGCUUCUAAACCUGUGGCGAUCAUGACCCGUACAUUAAUAAUGGAUGGCACAUGUACAAAUCCUAGUGUGUAUUCACAUAGUAUAAAUGUUCACAGUUACAGCUAGCCUGGAUCUACGCCGCUGUACUCUAAUCUUCACACGUUUACUUCAAAAACAGUCAUUUGUUGUGCUUUCUGUCUAAUGUUACACAUAGAAACGGCAGGAUUAUUAUAACGAUGCUAAAGUACAGGGAACAAACGGUGACGAGUGGAGUGGAAAUAUUUGCUAUUUAAGGAGGUAAUAACAAGUUUGCCCUUGGCAUCAUUAGAAAAUAAAUACUGGACUUCUUCAGUUACAUCUUUAAUCUAUAAAAAGAAAAAGCCAGAGCCACGGAGAUAAAGCCAUUGAAAUGCUGAGAUGCAUCAUUUAGACAAAAAGCAGAACACCGCCCUGAUGUCCGUUCAGCUCUCAGAUUUGUCUCAAGUCUCAAAAAAAAAAAAAAAAAAAA
This is a messenger RNA of Fundulus heteroclitus (mummichog), 1340 nucleotides long. It is a transcript of the gene psmg4, whose product is annotated as proteasome (prosome, macropain) assembly chaperone 4. Gene Ontology annotation, biological process: proteasome assembly. The record is from RefSeq and is a predicted model, not a curated record. Lineage: Eukaryota; Metazoa; Chordata; Actinopteri; Cyprinodontiformes; Fundulidae. The transcript is spliced from 3 exons. The coding region runs from base 93 to 467 and encodes 124 amino acids.